GUGCACUCAGUACGUCGCCUGUGUCGCUUCACGCUGCAGUACUAUCCGACCAUGCGCCGCACGCGUGUUCACCUCACCCACUCUUGUCAAAUGAAGGCCACGCGCGCAAAGGCACAUCUUCAGCCCCCAAACAAUACCACAUGCUGGUGACAGUCCAGCGUAAUGCCGCAGUGGCGGUACACCCCGUGCAACCAACCGACGGGGAUGAUUAGCGGUAGUGCUCCAACUCGCGAGCAUCCCUGAUCCUCACGUCGUACAUAGCCCCUCAUCCGCGGGCGUUCCACGCGGCACACACGCACAAAGCAGCACAUAUACCAGGAGCGCACCUCAUUUCGCCGCGCACACGAACACUCGCCAUGCUGAACCGCAUCCUCACCACCAAGAUAAAACGCCCCAGCCGCUCUGCCAGCAGCAACCACUCACAAGAGCCAACCAGCUCCUCAGCACACGCACCUCAUACCAGCUCAAAGAUGGGCAACGCACCAAGCACGCAGAACUCGCCGAACCGUAAGGCUGGCUCUAUUGGCCGGUCGUCGACGCUCUCGUCGUCGGUGGGCAUGCCGGGCGCAGAGCCGCCGAGGGUCGACUCGCCGCUGAAGGAGGGGAUGGAGGAGAGUACCGAGACCACCGCGAACGACGAGCAAGCAGGCUCGCAGAACUCGCAGAAGCCCACCGACGAGGUCCUCCUGCUCAUACCUCCGGUAGCUCCGGAGACGGACGCACCCGCCAAAGUCGAGCAGCCAGAAGCGAGCGUGCCAAAUGGUAACAGCUUAAAGUCGCUUAGCAGGCAGGAGAGCACGGACUCGCAAAGGCAGAUCUGGCUGCCCGGUACGCACGUCCUCCUCAACGCGCGCAGCGGGACUGCGCUCGACCUCUGUGGAGCCGACCAACGGAACUUGAUUGGAUUUCCCGUGAACAUGGGGCCCAACCAGCAGUGGGAGUUUAUCCCGAGCGGAAAGGGAUAUAUGAUCCGGAGCGCGUGUCCUUCUUCGUGCGGACUCUACCUGACCGUCGAGGAGCUGAGGGAGGGUGCACCGAUCGUGGCGAGCUCGUAUCCUGUCAGCUGGAACGUGGACUUUGCCGAGAAGGUGGAGGAUGCCAUUAGGAUAUCCUGGCCGAACACCAACUUCGUCAUAGAUCUGGCGGAUUGGGGAAAUGCAACGCCUGGUACGAAGGUUGAGCUCAUGCACGCGAAGCCGGGCGAGCUCUGCCAGCUAUGGCGCUUCACGCGCUGUGCGCUCGCGAAGGAGCAGGAAGAGAAGAUCGCACGUACCGCGACGAAGCCCGUCAUUGCAGAAACCAUCAUCGUAUCGGAGGGCAAGGAGCACAUCAUCACGACACGCACUACGACGACGACGACUGUCACGACCGUCACGACUGUUACGAGAACACCACGACCUCAGCCUGCUGUCAACGGCUCGUCUUGAGCGCUGUGCUACAUAAUUGAAGUCUGGCAGCGCUUGAGCUCGAGGUUGGGGAGCCGGUCGACUCGGAGAACCAUAAGUAAUUAUAAGUUAUUGCAGUGAUACUCAGCUUUUUCCAUCCACAUUAUGAUGUAUCUUCUUGUUGUAUGUGUAUUCGAGUUUCGUGCGAUAUAUACGAGGCACAUCCACGGACCACCGCAGAAGCGUAGUGUCGAGAGCCUGAGGUGAUGACCGUGAUGAUAGUGUGACCAGCGCGUAUAAGUGGGCCACCAAGACCAAAAUGUCUGACGGUUCAGUUCAAAUUCGGGGUCAACGGAGGGC
Molecule: messenger RNA, 1745 nt
Organism: Rhodofomes roseus
Lineage: Eukaryota; Fungi; Basidiomycota; Agaricomycetes; Polyporales; Fomitopsidaceae
Exons: 5
Coding region: 357-1427 (356 amino acids)
Source: RefSeq, a predicted model, not a curated record